Molecule: messenger RNA, 9248 nt
Organism: Oryzias latipes (Japanese medaka)
Lineage: Eukaryota; Metazoa; Chordata; Actinopteri; Beloniformes; Adrianichthyidae
Gene: nptx2a
Product: neuronal pentraxin 2a
Source: RefSeq, a predicted model, not a curated record
GAACGAAGCGGAAUAACUGGAUAGCACAAAUGAUGAGCGGAAGCGCCGGUGCGCGCGCCUCCCUAUAAUAAUCUGCUUGAAGAGCGAGGCUGUCUUUUUUAGCGCUGCUCUCUGACAACCUAACAGAGCGGAGAAAGGGACAGACAGGCAAAACUGACUUUUCUGCGAAUCUCUGUGGAUUUUACUCCUAAAUAUAACACGCGAGUGGGCUUAAACAUUUCUCCGAGCGGAAGAGUUGGUUUACGGCGUUCCCAUCUGAUCGGCAUUGUUUUUCGGUCUUAUUUCUAAGAGGAGCGACCAUGUGGUUCAUAAAGGGGGUGAUAUGAUGGCCGUGCUGUGAGGAUUUUGAUAAGUUUGAUAAUUUUCCAACAUUUUGGAAGAAUGAAAAUGUUUGAUUUUCACAUUUAAAGCGACUUUUGGUGCGUAAUUUGGCAGUUUUUGGUCUCCUUUACUAUUUUCCUGCUUCCAUCCAGCCGGGAUGCUGGCUUUACUUGUUGGACUUUUGUACCUGGUCAGUGGGCGCUCGGUGCGAAGUCAGGACGCCACAGGUAGCCGCUUCGUUUGCAACGCCAUCCCGCCGGGCGCAGAGCCCGGCUGCGGGUACGGAGCCUCGGUGAACCGCGUUCAGAGCAGCAGCCCUGUGGAGGAUGAGCUGCGUAACACGAUCAUCCAGCUCCGCGAAACUAUCCUUCAGCAGAAGGAGACGAUCGUGAGCCAACAAGGAACCAUCAAGGAGCUCAACUCCAAGCUGGCGCGCUGCGAGGCGGCAGCCGACGAAAUGGCGCAGGGCAAGUCCCGGGGUCAGGGCUCCAGGCGCAAGGAGUACGGGAAGAACACUAUGGGCGACCUGCCCCGAGACCCCAGCGAGACAAUAGACCAACUGGGCAAAACAAUGCAAAGCCUGAAGGGUCGCCUGGAGAACUUGGAGCAGCAGAGUUUGCGCCUCCCCAGCUCUAAUGUGUCAGCUGGAGGAGUCUCGGCCCUCACUCCUCUGCCACCGGAGCUUCGCCAACUGCUGCGGGAACGUCUGGGGGCGCUGGAGACCCAGCUCCUCCGGAAGGUGGCAGAGCUGGAGGAAGAGAAGAGCCAGCUCUACAAUGAAACAGCAGCCCACCGCCAACGCACGGAGAGUGCUCUGAAUGCCCUCAUGGAGAGGAUCACAGAGCUGGAGAAAAGUAAUAAUGCCUUUAAAUCACCAGAGGACUUCAAGGUGUCCUUCCCUCUUCGCACCAACUAUCUGUACGGACGUAUCAAGAAGAGCCUUCCAGAGAUGUACGCCUUCACUGUGUGCAUGUGGCUCAAGUCCAGUGCCAGUCCUGGCAUAGGGACCCCAUUCUCUUACGGCGUGCCGGGCCAGGCCAACGAGAUAGUCCUCAUCGAAUGGGGGAACAACCCCAUCGAACUACUAGUCAAUGACAAGGUUGCCCAGCUCCCUCUGUCAGUGAGUGACGGGCGCUGGCACCACAUCUGCAUCACCUGGACAACCAGAGACGGCUUCUGGGAGGCUUACCAAGAUGGCGAGCGUCUUGGCACAGGAGACAACCUGGCCCCUUGGCACCCAAUUAAACCUGGAGGGGUGAUCAUCCUGGGUCAGGAGCAGGACAUCGUUGGAGGUCGUUUCGAUGCCACCCAAGCUUUUGUGGGAGAGCUGAGCCAGUUCAACAUGUGGGACAGAGUACUGCGGCCCGUGGACAUCAUCGGCCUCGCCAACUGCUCGGCCUACAUGCCCGGAAAUGUGGUCCCUUGGGUUGACGCUAAUGUGGAAGUGUUCGGCGGCGCAAGUAAGGCUGCUCUGGAAAUCUGCGAAGACCGCGCUUUUAAUUCUUAAAGGAUGCGAUAUGGGAAUCUUAGCGUAGCCGCAUGGGAUCAAGAGGCAUCCUGACUGUUGCUUCUGUCGAAUCCCAAAAGGCCAGGGUGGCAGUGCUCCAUCCUGGGCUUUUUAUUACUCAUUUUUUUCAUGUGGUCUGGCGGAGCAGUUUCAAAGACUCAGAGUUUAUUGGAUUAAAAUUUUCCACAUGUAUGUUUAGUUUGAGCCGCAAUAACUUCAAAUCAGUUUCUACGAGUGCGGAAGAAACUGUACGCUGUUACAUCAGUCUGCAGCGAUGACACCACCCGCUCUCAUCUUGUGCUUUUUUUCCCCCUUUUAUGAGCCCUGCUGUCAUUGAGCUACUCUUUGAAAAAAGUUACCCUUGUUUGCAUUCUUUAUAAUGACAACCCUGCACUGUAAUCCUUGUUAAUGUGAGCUCAAACCAGCUUUGAUGUGCAGUAGAAAACUGUGGUUGAGCAGAACAGGCUGCAAGCCUCACCACAGUUUGAAGAGCAAUGAAACAUUGAAAGAAGGUAGACGCUUUUUAAGUGGACCGAUCAUUUAUGGGGCAUUGGAACCCAAAAGGCUUUAGGGGCAGUACGUGCUUUCGGUCAAAGAGCAGAGUGAGCGCCUUGUGAAACAGCAAGCCAAUGCUGACAACAUUACAUAACUGUGUGUACAGUCCAGUGGUCAUAGCUUGUCUUGCGUGCAAAACGGCCAGAGAUUAUGAGCGAGACAGGACAUUUUCAUUCUUGUAAAUCUAUGCUUAAUACCUCACUGCCCCUUGAGCAGCUGCCACGUCCCAAACAGCUUUAUGGACAGCCUGGCUCCGCUCAGGUUAAUAGCGAGGCCGGACAGCUGCCCAGGACUGGCAAAUCGACAGAGCCGUGGACAUCAGUCCUCAUCAAGGGCAGGGACUGAGUCUGAACCUCAAGAACGAGCGUUGCCUCACGUGGAUUGUAAUUAUCCAUGUUUAGAAAUGAGGAUGAGAUUGAGCAGCCCUGGACCUCUGCUGUGUGUAUUUUUUUUUCCAAGCCAAGUGUGUCAUAAUUGAUGAAAUAUAGAGAUGUAGCGCUGAAGUCAGAUGAAGCCCCUCAGAGAAAAUGAGGAAUUUUGCUAUGAAAUGGACUAAAUUGCCUUACACCGGACAAAAAUAAAGGUUUUGAUCCAUGGAUGUGAUGUAUUUUUAAAAACUUUUAGCAGCAAGUGCUGAAUAAAACUAAUGCUUUAUGCAUUAAAACCAAAAAAUUUUAUUUUCAUGUUUGCAUGCAUUUCCUUUUCAUCUUUAUUUUCUCACGUGUUCCCAGAAAACCUCAAAUCGACAAAGUUGUCACUGACAGGUUACCCCUAAUUCUUUUACUACUAGACUUUCCUAAUUAUUAAUAAUCAAAAAGCCUCUAUUUCUGUAAUACGCAAAUGCAGUAAGCUACUUCACAGCACAGAAUGUUGCAAAAGAGAAUGCAUUACCUGACGUGUACUCUGAACAAAAGAUUUGUUGACACGCUGUAACUGUUUUGAGCGCUUUUUUCCUCUGUAGAAAAUGUAACUUCCCUGCUUUUUCUGUUCAUGAUUUUUGUCCAUCAGCAGCACAGGAAAAAAAAAGUAGAAAUUCUGAGCAUGGUUUAAAUGGCCUUUUUCUAAGAACCAAAUGUGCAUUUCUGCUGGUUGACAACUCAAAUGUAUUGUCAGAACUUCAACAGCAUAAAAGAAAGUGUGUUUUUAAAUGCUCCUAUAUGUGCUAUAUUUCUAAAAUGAAUGUCCUUUUGCAUCCAGUAAAAGAGUCUAACUGUUCCAGAAAUGCAACAUUAUAGCUUUAACCAGAUCAUUUAACGGACAAAUGAAACAGCUGGCUGAACAGUCGAAGCGUGUUUUGUCAAAUUAUCUAUGCCCCUCACGAGGGAAAUCAGGGAAGGUAAAUCUCUGCUGAUGACGUGCAAUACUUAAAAAAAAAAAAAAAAAAAAGGUACACAUUUGGUUGCAUCGAGAAGAUGCAAAUGUUUGUCUUGUUUGGGGAACUUAUCACAGUAAUCAUUGCAGUAUACGUCCUCUCAUCUGGACAAUGCAAUGUUGUCAGCCGAGGUGAAAUCCUCUGGACUGGCUGACAUCCAGGUGGAAAUGAAAAAAUCUGCCCAUGCGGAUUAUGGGAGCUGCUACUAUGUAGGACACUGUGAGCCUUCUUCUCUCUCCUUGACGCUGCGUGCUGAUGCUUCUGUCUGCGUGCUUUUUGAGAUGCAACACGGGGCCCAUCUCUCAGAACAAAGCAAAAAUACGAGGCCUCCACAGAGUAGCUUUUAUUGUGAAAUAUGUGAUACUAUAUACAUUUAUUGAGGUUUUUUUUUUUUUUUUUUUGCUGUUCAUGAGCAAGCAUUUCCUGCUUCCUUUCAUUACAACUGGGUUGCUGCUGUCAUUUGACAAAAUCAAAUGUUCUAAAACGUUAAAAUAUAAGUAAUGUCGAAAGUGAAAAAUCUAUGGUGCUUUAAAAAAAUCACAAUUCAGACAUAUUUAAUUGUGUUCAAAAAUAAAAAAUAAAGUCAUGAACUUCUGUGCGGUUUUCCAUCCAAGCAGUGUCUUUCAUUUUAGUUCAUUGCAUUCAUCAAGAGAACUUGAAUCAAUUUUACAUUUCAAAUCCUUAAUUUCAUCAAGUUAUUGCACAUUUGAAAUUUUUUUUUAAUUUAUUGUUGCAGCCACAAGCAUAACAUAAAGGUGCAUCAUUUUUGCUACAUAUUUCUGUAAUAAAUUGGAAUAAAUUGGUACUAAAUAGAUGUCUGAUUAAAACAACCUCUAACCUUCUGCAUGUAGGAGGAUGCUGGGAGAUUGGUUGGCAAAAAUUCAGAACGCUAUUUUCAAUAAAUAAUUCUGUAAUGUAGUCAUUACCAUAGAUCUGCUCAAAACUAAAAAUACAGAAUAAUUGCUGUCUGAGGGAUUAAAAAGCAUGAGUUUCUCGCGUCUUCAGUUCAAAAUACCCAGAAUCCUUUAACAGCAUAAUGACAAAAAUUGAAAACUUUGCCUGCAUUUGGAGGACGAAUAUUUCAAUAAGCAUUUUAAGAUUUUAUUAAAUUUUUUUUCCACAUGAGGCAUCUAAGAGUGUCAGCUCUUUUGCAUAAAAUACAAAUCAUCAAUGUUGAUUUUCAUUCUGUUUAUGUUCUUUCUAUGCGUCUCAGUUCUAUAAUGCAGACUGGAUGGUUGAAUUCUAACUGUUAAAAUGAAGCUAACAAGAAAAAACUUAUCUUCGUGGUAAAAAAAUAAAAAUCAGUGAAUGAAUCGUUGUGUGUUUUUCUGUUUCUAUGUAUACGAUGCUUGCAUUUUCUGAUUUAUGGUCAAAUUCAGCUUUUUGUUAUGAAGCAAACAACUACCGGUACAUGUUUAUUAAAGAAAAACCAUUUUACAGCAACUUCUUAGUAUUUUGCUGCUUUCUCUUAAUUUUAUCUAUCCCAAAUGUAAAGAGGUGCCAUGGUAAAUCAAACUGAUUAAAGAUGGAGAAAGUCUUUAUCCACUUUUCUUCCUUAUCUGCUUGUCACUGUCUCAUUUAUGUCCCAAAGGAAACCAUUCCAGUCAGUAAUUUAAAAAGGUUUAAAGAUCUUCAUGAAAAUGUUGUUGAUCCAACUGGAUAUCAUUAGCUCUAUAUACCCCAUCCAACCCACCUUUCCCCAAAAAAUCAACAAAAGAGACUCAUUAUUCUCCCUGCAGCUGACCGGACGGCCUGAAAAAAUGUGAUGUAUUUGUCACACUAUAGGCUGCACCAGAAUAUAAGGCAUCAUCUUAAUAUAUCAAGUUAAGAAGCAUUUUAAUAUAGGACUCCUUCUUUUGUAGCAGCUUUACAAUUCUUGCAUCCAUUGAACCUGUGAGACUUGGGAGAGUUUCUGUUUGAAUUUGAUUGCAGGAUGUCUGAGUAGUAUCCCAGAGCUGCCGUUCAGAUGUGGACUGCCUCCCACCCUCAUAGAUAUUCCACUUGACAAUGCUCCAAAGCUUCUUGAUAUGUUUGAGGUCAGGGGAGGGUGGGGGCCACAUCAUCAGUUUAUCUCAAUUUAUGCCCAAAGCAGCCAAUGUUGCAGAGGUAUUCCUUGCAGCAUGAGAUGAUUUUGUUACGGAUAGCAUUGUGCUUCUUUUUGAACCACAGAAGAAAGUGGUCAGUGAGAAAAGCCACAUACUUUUCAGAGGUCAUUUUCACACCUUCAGGGACCCUAAAGAGGGCCGACUAAACAGUUAGAUCUUUUUGACACUUCGAUACAAUUUGCAUGAUAAUUUGGAACACACUACAGUGUGGAAAAUACAGUAAUAUCCACUUUUGAAAAGAAAAGAACCACGCUGAGCUAUGUAGUUUUAUUUUCUGCCAAUAUCUUCUUUUGAAAUAAACUUAAUAGUUUCUUACUUUGAGUUUACUGUUUUGUUUUGUAACUUGGAGGUAAAGGUUUUUGGUGAUGUUUCUGUGAAAGCUAUCAAAAAUAUGACUGAGAAUGUUUAGAUUUAAAUACACAUAUUUAGUUCCUCAUAGUUAAUUUUAAUCAGUGUUGGUGGCAAGAAGUGAGGAACAUGUCUGUACUGAGAACAACAGGGAAUGCAUUGAGUUCCAUCAGCAGGAGCAAAGGAACUCACACUGCACUUUAAGUGAUUACAAAUGGAUUUCUGGUACAUCGUACUUUAUGCUGUCAUCUGUUGUUCCUAUGGUUUCUUGCUUUUCUCAGAUAAGACAAUUCUCUUGCCGAAGCUGUUGCAAGGCACAAAUCAAGUCUGAGAGAGCAACAGAAGAAAAGAAAAAAAAAGCUGAAGAUUUCACAGAUACCAUCUGUCUUUCUAACAGUGGCAAGAUUCACACAGGAUAAACAAUGUGUUUGUUUGUCAGUGUAUGCGGGUAUGCGGCUGGUGUGCGGGGUCUGAAGAGUGGAUUUGUUUCAGUUAUUGAGUUUUGCUCCCACCGCUGUGGCGCCUUGAAUGGGAAAUUUCUAGCCCCAAAAAUCCUGGAGGGUUUGUGCAGAAAUGAUUUCAGCAGCUGCAGAUGAAAUGAUAACAGUACAUCACCAAAAGCAAAUUCUCUGUUGCUGCGGUCCGCAUUUGUUUAUUGGCGUGGACUGGAUUGGGGGAUGGGGAAUUUUCAUUUGUUAACAGAAUGAACCUGUCCUUGAUUAUCUGGCUCAUCCAACGUUGCCCAAUAUUGUGUUUAAGCACAGAAAAAAAAACACAAUUAAAGCCAAAUCCCAGAGAAUGUAUUUUAAUGAUGUUGGAUGCACAGACCUGCGAGGGAUGGAUGAGAAGAGGGAGGCAAAAUUAAAGUGUCAGGAUGCUUCUGUCUUUGCAUUUUUCUUGAGCCCCCUCCCGUUGAAACCCAGAAGAGCAAGUGCUGUGAAGACGGCGAGGAUGAGCACAAGUUAAAAACAAGUUAAGUUUCAAAGUAUUGAAGAACUUUGUCUUUGUGUGCAGAGAGAAAAGGUCCCUUAGGCUUUUGAGAGCUGCAGCAUCUUUGGAUGUCAUACUGUUAAUAAGACCCACAAAGCUCUUUCAAUGUGUAUCUAAUAGAAAGCCAUAUAAAUUCUGAUUCUAUGUCCUUUUCUUUACUGUAUGAAUAAUUCCCAAUGCCCAUUCCAAAUUCUAUAAGUAGAGGAUCAGUCAUUACUAUGAAGUGUGUGUUUAGGAUUGGAUUGUGAGGUUUCUUUGCCUCUGAAAGAUGAGAAAUGUCUACUUUUUCUUGAACACUGCUCAAAAAGACAGACAAUUCUCCAUCUGCAGUGCCUUUCCUUCCAGCAGCCCCUAUUCCCUCACUUCAGCCUCUUUCCCCGGCUAAAGCUCCAUUGUUACGGCUCCUCGGCAAGCUGCACAGACCCGUCUCCGCAUUGAUGUGCCACGCCAACAGGAGGGCCAUUAUGUCCUUCUGCUUUCAUUGUCAGGCCCCUUCUUCAGGUCUCUCAAACUUAGUGAAUGAGAAGGUAAAUGAUUGAAGCAGACCUCUGGCAGCCUCUGGGUUUCCACGCUUCACUCUAGUUCAGUCUCUUACAAAUCCCUUUCACACAGCCUGUUCUAUGCCUGGCUUUAAAAUAUGAUGAGUCAUGAGACAGCAUUUUACACCACUGUUAUGCCUCUGUAUUGCCUAGUGAGGUAAUAACACAGGAAAAGCUUUCCUACUGGGGAAAAAUGGAAACAAAAUCAGGCAGCCUUUGUCAAGUUGGUUCUGUGUUCAUGUAAAACAACUCACUGAUCUGACACUGUUCUAUUUGACCAAUAUAGUACACGAUGUAGGAAAAAUGACAAAACUGAGAUAAGUUUGAGUUGAACUUCUGAUGUUUGUUCUCUUUAACAAAAAUGUGUGAUAUUGUUAUGAUUCCCACAUUUUGUCUGGCAUUUAAAUGAUCUCUUCUGGUUAUUUUAUUUAAAUUGUUUUUAAUAUAUUUUAAAUUUACUUUCCACUUUAUAUAUUCAUAUACAUUUUAUGUUUCUUCAGCUUUCUUCUUAUGAUUUUAGCCCUAGUGUUUUCCAAUGGGAUCCUCUGUGCCAGGGCUUGCCGGUUUGGUCUGGGGUUGUUGCUGGGGUGCUUCCCCUCUUUGGGGCGGCUGAAGUCCAGCAUUGCAGCCUCAUGGCUGUGAAGUGGACCCUGCUGCUGUCCUGGUCUAUGGGUUAUGUGGCGAUGUUCCUUUGGCGGAGCUGGCUCCUGCUAUAAACAGAUUCCCAAUGCACUGUUUCCUCUCAGCAGAGCCAAGCCAUAAGUCUCUUUUAUCGGUGCAGCCUUUUAUAAUUACAUGUUUUCAAGCCUGUAUUUAUGGUUUGUGGGUCAUGCAGUGUAUGUGUCAAUGGAGGGGAGAGGUGAGGACAAAAGGGUGGGUAGGUUUUAUCUUUUUUAUUUUGUUUGUUUUUAACUGUAAAGCACUUUGAGCUGUGUGGCACAAAAAGCGUCUUUUUUUAUACAUAAAAUUCGAUUUGAUUUGAUUGCUGGUCAUCUGCAACAUGCAUAAUUCCAUCCCUGAUUGGGACCUUAACUUUUACAUGCAAAACUGUCCAUUUUUUGUUUUUUUAAUAAUUCCUGUAUCUGUAUGACAGAAGUAACUAAGGUCCCAAAGCACUAUUGAGACUGGAGGAUGCCGUAGACUGGAGAAAUAUCUAUCAUUGAUCCCAAGAAUGAGAGAACUUCAGCCAAAAGUUUCGAAAGCUUAGCCAGUGAUGUGGGCUUAAUCGCACAACUUUUAAGAUGACACACUGGUGGAUUGUGGCUGAAGUGACUGGGCUGCAGCUGCGUCUGAAGUCCCACUCAUAUUCCCAAACAAUUAUGGUAAACAGGAAGAGAAGCAGCAUCAGAGGAGAAAAGAGGACAGAAAGAGGACAAAAACAGCCAACAAGGUUUCUAUCUUUAUUUGAAUAAAUCUUUACCAGGAAAUGGGCCCUAAAGGAUUUCACCAUAUAAUAAAGUUUAACAGCAAAAUCCAGAUAUUAAAACACAAAGACAGAUCCCCACAAAAAA